Botrytis deweyae is the source of this 4718-nucleotide messenger RNA. RefSeq lists its product as uncharacterized. The record is from RefSeq and is a predicted model, not a curated record. Bases 292 to 2178 code for a protein of 628 amino acids. The transcript is spliced from 6 exons. Gene Ontology annotation, biological process: DNA-templated transcription; regulation of DNA-templated transcription. NCBI's taxonomy places the organism in Eukaryota, Fungi, Ascomycota, Leotiomycetes, Helotiales, Sclerotiniaceae. Gene Ontology annotation, molecular function: zinc ion binding; DNA-binding transcription factor activity, RNA polymerase II-specific; DNA binding.
UACUGAUAGAGUGAACAAAUAACUCGCUCGGGUUGAUCAUUACCUAUCUUAUCGGAUAGUUAGAAUUUAUAGUUUUGAACUCAUCCAUCCAUCUAUCCAUCCACGAUCCAUCCAUUCCACCCCCAUCGAUCUUUUCCGCCCCGCGGCCCCUCUCAUCUCAACAAGGACCGGUGGACAUUCGCGUUUCGGUAUUUGUUGUCUCCCGUAGAAUUCUUAGUGUCUUCUCCACCUUCACUUCCGACAAAAAUAACAUAACACGAUCAAAUUGGCGACAACAAUCCUUUACUCGACAUGUCAAGCCGAAAGAGAAUAUCGCAAGCUUGUAAACCAUGUGGCAUUAAGAAAAUAAAGUGUGAUGGCGGGGCUCCCGUGUGCGGUCCUUGCCUGAAGAGAAACGGAGAAUGUUCUUAUGGUAUAUCAAAACGUGGGCAUUUCCCCCGGAAAUUCAAUGAUGAUGGAAGCCCAAACACUGCCGGUCGUGAAAACUCAUCUAACCCAUCGCCUGUUCAACAACCAUUAGGUGGUAGCCGCCUCCCUAUUACGUGCUCUGAUACACCACUCACUCUCCCAGGCUCUGUUAGGCCAUCUUUAGGUUAUAGCCAUAGCUCAUCGUCGCAAAAGAAAGAUGCCGGACCAAAGAAGUAUCCCUUCAAUGCUGAGGUAACGAAGCGUUUGUUUCAAACUUACUUCGAUUGUAUUCAUCCAAUGUGGCCGAUUCUGUACAAACCAAUGUACACUUCAUUCGAUUAUACGUACCCUUCACCAAGUAUCCCAAAUGUCUUAGCAUGUGCAAUGUUCGCUAUGGCGGCUUGUGUAGAAAAGCUUCAACCUUCUCCGCAGCCAUUCGAUGACCCGCACGUUAUGGGAUCUGAAGAGCCUCGCUUUUAUUUCGACGAGUCCUUGAACUUGCUACAAAGAGGCAAUGAUACCAGCGAUAAAUCUUUGAAGAACGCUUUUACUCCCUCAAUCGUAAAUUGCCAAACAUUGACAAUCCUUUCACUGCAGCAACAUGGAGUAGCUGAAUAUUCCAGAGCGGCGAUUUUCUGUGGACUUGCGUCAUCAAUGGCUAUCGAGUUACGAUUGCAUAGACCUCACGAAGCGCAUGGCCCACAGCGUGAAAUUCGCCAUCGUCUCUGGUGGAAUCUAUACAUCCUCGAGAAGAUGAUUUCUUGUGAAAUGGGGAGACCAGUGAUGCUUAGAGUCGAGGAAACUGACACUCCAUAUCCCUCUACAUCCGAGGCGGAUGAAUUUGAACUACUUCCUAGUAGAAUGAAGGGACAGAAUACGACUAAUAUACAUAGUGUUGGCAAGAUGCAUACACUGUCAGUCCUUGUGACGACUAUUCAACUUUCGGUCGUAAUGGAAAGACUUUCGAGAGAGGUGUAUGGAUUGAUAAGCCGGAGAGCAAUCCGGGAUGACCGGAGUUUUGGUGAAGGAAAACGCAUGGAAUUAUGGUCUUCUUUUCAAAAGUGGGAGAGUGAUACUGAAGCUUCUCCCUUGCGCUUAGAUUUGAGCAGUCAUUUGACAUCAGUCCCUGGUAUCGUCACUAACUAUGUUAUUAUGCACUCAGGGGUGAUUCUUUUACAUCGCCCUUUCAUUGCUCGAUGGAUAUCAAACCCUGCAAAUGCCAAUGCUUCAGCGCACCCACUCAAGAUUUGCCUAAAUAGUGCGAAUGCAAUUUGCACUAUCUUAGAGAAGUACUUUGAUGUUUUCUAUGGCCUGCCAUGUGACAUGGUAUUUAGUAUUUUCACAGCUGCAAGCACGCUUUUAUAUCAAUCAAAGCAACCAGACGGAGGUGAUAAUGCAGAAUCACAACGUCGUCUUAAGUUGUGUAUUCACUGGCUUUCUGUUCUUGGGAGAAGUUGGAAUAGUGCUGGAGCUCGUCAACAGAUUUUGGUAGAUUUAUCAGCAAUGCCACGAGAUGUUAAUAUGACAACCCUGGUUAAUGCAGCCGCUGCUGUCGAUGCCCAGGAGUCAACAUCCUCGCAGCUUCUAUCUGAGCAGGAAUCAAUGUAUACCCGACACUCGACAACAGACAAUACUCCUGGCACAGCGAAACCUGGAGCAGCAGAGGACUGGGAAUUCUUGAGAGGAUUUGGAGAUUCAUCUGAUGAAUUUUAUAUUCUAGAUGAAGAACUUCGAGUUUUACUUGAGAGUGAUCAGCAGUGGAAUCUCUAAGUCACAUAGCUCAAUUCGUCAAAACGAUAUCAUUACGCUUAUCAGCCUCGGUUCUAUAAUUCUACCACCUCUACAUUUCAAUAAUUCCGAUAGGUCCAUUAUAUUCCCGUCUUCCAAAGCAGAAAUAGAAUAUCGCACCGAAAAACAACCAUCCACCCAUGACAACCACGCUGUAAUUCAUGUUCUGUGCGGUGACAGGUUGCACACUCGGAAAUGUGCAGAAUACUAUCGCCACGAGAAGCCAAACAACAGCAAUAACAUUGACUAUCAAUCCCAAUGUGUCACCCAACCUGAAUGGUCCAUAUUGGCUUCUCCUGAUAUUCUUUCUGCCAUAGAUUAUCAUGUAGAUAAUUGGCACAAGAUAGGAAGCAUACAUUCCCAGAACGGACAUCGAUACGAUGGCAUUGAAGGCAGUACUAUUUCCGAGGUAUAUCAGACCAAGCAACAUUUCUACCACAGUCAAGGCUACAAUAGCACGAACAGGUACUUGUGUGGUCGGGCUGAUGUGAGCGAAAUACUUCGAGUAUGGAGUUGCGGAAUCACGAGCAAACGCCCAAUAUGUUCUUGAGGUUGAGGUACAGCCGGCCGCGUUGGCGGCUACUGCAAUAAAACAGACGACUAGGACCAUGACAGUUGCUCCAGCGGUAUUAUUCGUUACGUUUUGAUACAGCUGCAUGAACGGGAAGCCAGUCGGAGAUGCAAGUACUAGAAUUACAACAACUAUCAGUGAUAUUUCUCAUACUAGACUUUCCGAAGGUCGAAUUUUGCUUCAUCAGGGCGUUCACAAGUGGAAAGCAUGAGAAAAAGAAUUGCUUACAUUCGUUCAAAUCGCCAAGGGAAUACAACAGUAUGAUGCAAUACCCAAGUCCCAAGAUUCCAUUCACAGCAACACUUCCGACCAUAGCAAUUGGAACAUCUCGUGCGGGGCGUGGCAUCUCUUCUGCUAAAUGACAAGCCGCAUCAUAACUUUGUGGAAUAAUUAGCAUAACGCAAUAAGAGGGCUAGGAUACAACUUACCCAAGGAAUGGAUAUACAGCACUCAAGAGACCCACAAGCCAUGAUACCCCGUCACUUUCCCAGCCACUGGUAUUCGUUACUUCGGUAAAAACAAAAUGAGCAUCGUGCUUGGGUGCCAUUGCUCCAAGUACUGCCAUGAUUGCUACGAGACCGGCUAAAUGUAGACUACCUGACGCUAAGUUUGUGUGUGGAAGUAUCUUCGAUCCCCAUAUAUUCACAGCAGCAGAGUAUAGAAGGACCAUCCAGUAGAAUAGCAUACCCUGCCAUCUUGUUGGCACAUAGCUGUCUGGAUUAUUGAGUGUUACGAGUCCUUGGAAUUGCAGUCCUGCGGAAAAUGCUGCUGAUGCUGUAAGAACAAUUUGCCCACCGAUGGAGAUCCAGCCUGUGAACCAGGAUGCAAUCUUCAUCUGGCUUUUUGGGGCCAGAGCAGCGACGAAAUGAUAUUGUCCUAUGUCGUGUCAGCAUUAGACAACAUUCUUGAAUGAGUUUGUUUGUUUGGUUAUUACUUACCGCCAGCUGUCGGCCAGAUGGACGCAAUUUCGGCUAGCGAUGAUGAUAUCGCCAAACUCCCGAUCAACGAAAUACAGCUAUACAAAUGUCAAUAAGAUUAGUCUCUUUCGCGUGUCUGAUAUGACUUACUAGUUAUAGAAAAGACAUGGAGCUCCGCCAUUUGCCAACGCUGCUGCUACAACGCUGGAUAAUGCUUCCCAAGUUGCCAUCAAGCAAAGACAUAAUGAGCCAAGUGACCAGACCGAGAAGUCUUUGCGUAAUUCCUCUACAUGCCCUGCUACUAGAACCUCCCCCUUUUCUUCUUCUGUUCCAAUGAAUGACGGCCGGGACGCUUUCGUCAUGUCCUCUUUUUUGUACUCGGUUUCGAAAUCCAUGUUGAAAGAAUACUUAACAAUAUAUGUCCCCGAAUCAAUACUGUUGAGGUUGUUCGUACGAUGCCAGAAUGAAAAAUUUGUCAAGUAAUUAACAUAAACAUUUCAAAUCAAGGUAGACGAGAAAACGAGCAGGUGUAGGACACUCCAGGCCUAUCUCUAUCUCAUAUCAAACCUCCAGCAACAGAAAGCGGAUCCUUUCCGUUAUCAAGUCCAUACAAGGACUGUAAUUUUGAACAGUCAUGUUGAACUAGUCCGAAAAAGCUUAAUAAGAUUGAAUGCUGACGUUGAGACGAGAAUGAAACGUCUGCCAUGUACAAUCCUCACAGCAUAACAGCCUAGCAGCGCUAGUGGAUUCUAUUAUUUGGGACAAUCGGUCAUGGGAUUGGCGAUAGGUAUUAGCUAGCGAUACCGGGUAUUCGAGAGAUACCCGUACCCGUGCUUCAAUGACAGCCGAGAUAACCGAGAUAAACGGAUGGAUGUUUGUAUCUACCAAUCAUGUGUGAGCGUGCAAUCGGAAUAGCUGUAUUUUAUGUAAUGUGUAUCCUUUCCAAGCCGGGUAAGUGAUGGCAAUGUUGGCACAUAACCGAUAGUCUGAAAGUUUACCAAUGACUUCGUACCACGCUUUGUAACUAUAUUAGU